Messenger RNA from Pseudoliparis swirei, 1634 nucleotides. RefSeq names its product cell surface glycoprotein CD200 receptor 1-B. The record is from RefSeq and is a predicted model, not a curated record. Gene Ontology annotation, biological process: regulation of neuroinflammatory response. The transcript is spliced from 7 exons. NCBI's taxonomy places the organism in Eukaryota, Metazoa, Chordata, Actinopteri, Perciformes, Liparidae. Gene Ontology annotation, molecular function: signaling receptor activity. The coding region runs from base 99 to 1013 and encodes 304 amino acids.
GACUCCGUUUGAUGAGCUGAGGGCCGAGGUUUCGGUGAAAGACUUGAUGUGUUUCUUACUGGUUGCCAGUUUACAGAGGAACCUGAAGACCACUGGCGAUGAGGGACAUGACGUGGAUUUACGCUGUGGUCGUCUUCCUGUCGUCUGAAGCUCGCGGCGUGGAUACAGGAACUAAUCAAAGCAAAACAGUGAACUCCAGCAAAGUUUAUGUUGUCAGACAUGUAGCUUUCCGCCGGGGGAGUGAAGUGAACCUGACGUGCAGCAAUAAGACGUGGAAUGACUUGAUGUUCGUGGUCUGGGUUAUGACAUUGCAAACCAAAAAAACCUGCAGAAUAGCUUUUGAGAGCCGUGGCGAAAGCUACGAUUCCUGCAAAGAUGGCAAAUCCCUCCGAAACACCUCCGGCGCCUUGUCCUACCUUCACAUCUCAAAGUUUUCCGAUGCCGACGAGGGGCUAUACAAGUGUGAGUCGGUUUACACAGGAGGGAACGACCAUCAUGCCAUCCACGUGACUAUCAUAGUUGCUCCCACUACAUCCGCCUGGUUGGAGCAUAAAGACAACACGAUGGUGGCGGUGUGCAGGGCUGAAAGAGGAAAACCUGCUGCCAUCAUCAGCUGGAGUCACACGGGGAACAUCUCCUCGGUGGAAACGGGCUCAAAUGGAUUCUUAACAGUUGAAAGUCGCCUGGAGCUCCUGGAGGGAACGGACACAGGAAACUUGAGCUGCGUCGUCAGGCACCAGAACUGGACAGAGACAAGAUUCUUGGCACUGAAACACGAACAAGGUCAUCCCCCUUGGCUCUACGUCCUCGUUGUCGGGGUAAUCGUUGUGCUUUUAGCAGGAUUUUUAUUUUUCGCACAUAAAAAAAUAAUAACCUUGAGGCGGUGCCGGCAGUCCGACCCCUCAUCCUCCAAGUGUCCCCCGGCCGAGGACGUGGAGGAAGUGGAGCCCUACGCCAUCUACGUGCAACGAGUGAACUCCAUCUAUAGCUCAUCUGCAGACUUGUUCACAUAAAACCCCGCUCACGCCUCACACACACAUUUAAAUGCACAUUCUGUUUUUGAGAAAUGUUGAAAUAGUAAUGAAAGAGGAGAGUGAGAUUAAAGACUUCUGCUCAGAGAGGGAAGUCUCUCAGUUAAACUCUUCUGUUGACGUGUGUUGGGGUCAUGGUUGACGUGCGACAUGGAGAACAUUAAUGAAACAUUAUUAAAGUUCUCCAUGUUCUCCUCUUACAAGUGAAAAUUAUUUCUUAUUUGGAAAGAAUAUCGCCUUCAGCUGUACUCGAUGUGCCAAGACUACAGAACGUUUGAUAUAAUCAUGAAAUAUAUGGGUGGGAAUGAUAAUAAUAAUAAUAAUAUAUAGGUGGGAAUAAUAAUAAUAAUAAUUAUUAUUAUAAUUAUAUAUACAGUAUAUAUAUUAUUAUAUUAUAUUAUAUAUUUAUAAACUGUCACCUUUUAACAGAUUCUAACUGUGGUCAACCACAUAAUAUCCCAAUUGGAGAACACGGGUGCCUGAAGAUAAUGUGGACAAUAUUAUGUGAGGUAUUCAUGUAUAAUUAUGUAAUUGUGUGUAUUGAACACAUGUCCAUUGAAGCGGAGCUCUUUAAAACAACAGUAAAAGUAAACAAGUACAGGA